UGUAACAACAGUAUUAACUGUGUGCGUGCCAGAGGGCUGUUUCUCAUCGCAUAGCUGGACAUAUAGAGGUGGCAUUAACCCUUCACUGCCAGAGAGGGCUGCUUGUCAUCACAUUCCUGCCCAUACAGAGGUGGCAUUAACCCUUCACUGCCAGAGAGGCUGCUUGUCAUCACAUUCCUGCCCAUACAGAGGUGGCAUUAACCCUUCACUGCCAGAGAGGCUGCUUGUCAUCACAUUCCUGCAUAUACAGAGGUGACAUUAACCCUUCACUGCCAGAGAGGCUGCUUGUCAUCACAUUCCUGGAUAUACAGAGGUGACAUUAACCCUUCACUGCCAGAGAGGCUGCUUGUCAUCACAUUCCUGCCCAUACAGAGGUGGCAUUAACCCUUCACUGCCAGAGAUGCUGCUUGUCAUCACAUUCCUGCCCAUAUAGAGGUGGCAUUAACCCUUCACUGCCAGAGAGGCUGCUUGUCAUCACAUUCCUGCAUAUACAGAGGUGACAUUAACCCUUCACUGCCAGAGAGGCUGCUUGUCAUCACAUUCCUGCAUAUACAGAGGUGACAUUAACCCUUCACUGCCAGAGAGGGCUGCUUGUCAUCACAUUCCUGCAUAUACAGAGGUGACAUUAACCCUUCACUGCCAGAGAGGCUGCUUGUCAUCACAUUCCUGCAUAUACAGAGGUGACAUUAACCCUUCACUGCCAGAGAGGGCUGCUUGUCAUCACAUUCCUGCAUAUACAGAGGUGGCAUUAACCCUUCACUGCCACAGAGGCUGCUUGUCAUCACAUUCCUGCAUAUACAGAGGUGACAUUAACCCUACAUUGCGAGAGAGGGCUGCUUGUCAUUGCAUUCCUGCCCAUACACAGGUGGCAUUAACCCUUCACUGUGCGAGAGGGCUGCUUGUCAUUGCAUUCCUGCCCAUACACAGGUGGCAUUAACCCUUCACUGCGCGAGAGGGCUGCUUGUCAUCGCAUUCCUGCCCAUACACAGGUGGCAUUAACCCUUCACUGCGCGAGAGGGCUGCUUGUCAUUGCAUUCCUGCCCAUACACAGGUGGCAUUAACCCUUCACUGCGCAAGAGGGCUGCUUGUCAUUGCAUUCCUGCCCAUACACAGGUGGCAUUAACCCUUCACUGCCAGAGUGAGAGGCUGCUGAGCUGAUGUGGGAAGAAAGGAAAAGUUAUUCAUUUGCCUCCUGAGCAAUUAUUGGAAGGAUGGAGGAACAGGAAGAAGAAAAAUGUGUCCCUAAAAAACAAAGGAAAAAAGCAUCAGGGCACCAGCGAGCAAUAAAGGUGCAUCCCGUGUCAGAUACAGCCCUGAUCAACACUGCACCAGUAAAAAAGAAGAUAGCAAGAACUGCAAAGAAACAACAGGACACCAGUGCCGCUUCACAAGAAAUAUCAGCUGUGUACGAACCUUGCAAUGAUGCCACCAGGACUGAAGACACUAAGAGGAGAAGAAGCAAAGCAAAAAACCUGCAGGGCAACAAGUCACAGAGGAACAAAGUAGAAGAACCCUUAACGCAGACGCUCCCAACAAAACAGCAGUGGUGGGGACAUUCCGAGAAAUAUGUUGGCGCGCACAUGUCUAUACAAGGUGGCAUAUGGAAUGCAGUACUGGAUGCCAAACAAAUUGGGGCAAGGGCAUUUGGUCUUUUCCUCGUAUCCCAGAGGACUUGGAAAAGCAAGCCCCUAGACAAAGAGGCUGCUGAGAAGUUCAGGAAGUCCUGCAGGGAUCUGGGUUUUGAGUCCCGUUAUAUUCUUCCACAUAGCCCCUAUCUGAUGAAUCUGGGUUCUCCAAAGCCAGAGGUUUUGCAGAAGAGCCGUGAUCUGCUAGUAGAGGAGCUGUCUCGCUGCCAGAGGUUGGGCCUCACGUUGUAUAACAUACACCCGGGGUCUCAUGUGGGGGCCAUGCCUGUAGCCGACUGUCUGGAGCUCAUAGCUGAUGGCAUAAACAAUGCACACUCACAGGUACCAGGCAUCACUGUCGUUCUUGAGAAUAUGAGCUGUCAGGGCAGUACCAUUGGAGGUCGUUUUGAUGAACUGCGUGGGAUUAUAGACCAGGUCAAGGAUAAAACCCGCAUUGGUGUGUGCCUGGAUACGUGUCAUGCUUUUGCUGCAGGUCAUGACCUGUCGCAGAAGGCGGGGCUUAAAAAAAUGCUUGACCAAUUUGAUGAAGUUGUUGGACUUUCUUACUUAAAGGCAGUUCACCUGAAUGACUCUAAAGGCACAGUAGGCUGCAGGCUGGACCGCCAUGAGAACAUUGGGCGAGGCCACAUUGGAUUGGAGGGUUUCAGACAGGUGAUGAAUGAGCCCCGGUUAAACGGUAUCCCCAUGAUACUGGAGACUCCCUACAGUGCUACUGAUGAAGACUCUUCUAAAGAAAUAGCUCUUCUAUAUUCUCUGUGUGAAGAUGAGGGAGAGGCAUGAAGUGAUAUGAAAAACAGAAGAAUCCCACUGCUGACACCAAGUCUUCAUGCAGUGAAUCAAAAGCUCUGCAUUUUGCUAUAAUCUUAACCACUUGACUGCCAUGGAGGGCUGUAGCACCAUGCUUAUCAGUGUAUUGCAGUGCUCUGACAGUGACGGUUCAUAGGUGUAUUUAGCUGCAUCAGUGGUGCUAGUGGAGUUUCAGCUCUACAGCAGUAAUGAGUUAAAAAGAAACAACAACAAACUGUCAUUUAAGUUUUAAAAUGUGUUCAUCUUUUGUUUGGUUAAAAAUGUAUUUUUGUAAAAAAAAAAAAUAUAAUAAAAGACUAACACCCAGUUAUUGCUCUAAACAAGAAAAUGUUGUAGAUAACCUUAUUUUCUAUUUCUGAUACCCAAAGAAUUAUCUAUUUUUUAUGAUCCAUGGCAUGAGCUCAAACUUGCAUGAUUCAGAUUGUGCCAUUUAAUUCUAUUUUCUAAUUUACUUUGUUUUCUUGGUAUCCUUUGUUGAAAAAGAAUAUGUACAUACCCUAGACUACUGGUGAUUGGCUACUCACAUUUGUCUUUUGUCAUUGGCUCUCCAGAUGUGCUCAGCUGGCUCCUGGUAAUUAAUUGCUGUUUUGGAGAUAACUUUAACUAUGUGUUUAAUCCCUUUGCAAGGGUUAAACACAUUUAUAUACAAGAAACAGUGUAAUAAUAAAAUGCUCUAACAUAUUACAA
Messenger RNA from Bombina bombina (fire-bellied toad), 3140 nucleotides. RefSeq names its product probable endonuclease 4. The record is from RefSeq and is a predicted model, not a curated record. The transcript has 10 exons. The coding region runs from base 1212 to 2426 and encodes 404 amino acids. Gene Ontology annotation, cellular component: nucleus; mitochondrion. NCBI's taxonomy places the organism in Eukaryota, Metazoa, Chordata, Amphibia, Anura, Bombinatoridae. Gene Ontology annotation, biological process: base-excision repair. Gene Ontology annotation, molecular function: DNA binding; phosphoric diester hydrolase activity; DNA-(apurinic or apyrimidinic site) endonuclease activity.